Molecule: messenger RNA, 285 nt
Organism: Mesocestoides corti
Lineage: Eukaryota; Metazoa; Platyhelminthes; Cestoda; Cyclophyllidea; Mesocestoididae
Source: the annotation of a GenBank genome assembly
AUGCUGCCGAAUGCUUCCAGCUACAGGAAGUUUCGCGGCCUGUCGGAGGAAGCACACCUCCCUUACCCACCUCCGGUUCCAUACACAGAAUCCCGCAGACUAGACAGACGAUCGAUUCUCUUUAAACCACACUUCCACAUCAUCUACACACCUCAGGUCAUGCGCGUGAGCGGACAAAAUCUGUACUUUUACGCCCCUAGUGUCAUCUACCAACACCCCUUGCGCUACAUCCCCCUCUCCACCUCAGACGGAGCGGGUGGUUAUUCUAUGUUACCCCCAUGCUAG